Staurois parvus is the source of this 268-nucleotide messenger RNA. The record is from the annotation of a GenBank genome assembly. NCBI's taxonomy places the organism in Eukaryota, Metazoa, Chordata, Amphibia, Anura, Ranidae.
UGCCACAUCAAUGCCACAUAUCAGUGCCUAUCAGUGCCACCUAUCAGUGCUGCCAAUCAGUGACACCUAUCAGUGCCAGUCAGUGUCGCCUAUCAGUGUGCAUCAGUGCCAGUCAGUGCCGCCUAUCAGUGCCAGUCAGUGCUGCCUAACAGUGCCGCCUGUCAGUGCCAUAUAUCAGUGUCAUGUAUCAGUGCUGCCUUUCAGUGCCCAUUAGUGAUGCCUGUCAAUGCCCAUCAGUGCAACCUACCAGUGUGCCUCCUCAUCAGUG